ACUUCUCCUUCCUUCACUCGAGGUCGACGGCUGAGGCUUGACUCCUAUUUCUUCGGUUUCUGCUGCCUCUCUCCCUCUCCGUCUCAGAGUCCCCCCCUCCCAGAACCAUGGCCAGCACUUUCUCUCGGAUUUUCUCAAGCAGAAGGACCGGUGGCAUCCUGUCCUUGGUGGGAGCUGGAUCCCUGGCCACUGGCUUUCUGCUGGGCAGGGACCAUGUCAAAGCAGUGGCUGAGAGAAGGAACCUGUAUCCUGCCAGUGCCGAUUUCCCUGAUCUUACAAAGCACAACAAUUGCAUGGCGUCCUGCUUGACCCCAGGUCUGUAUGCCAGGCUCCGGGACAAAGCUACUCCUGCUGGCUGGACACUGGAUCAGUGUAUCCAGACGGGAGUGGACAACCCCGGACAUCCUUUCAUCAAAACUGUGGGCAUGGUGGCAGGUGAUGAAGAAUCCUAUGAGGUCUUUGCUGAUGUCUUUAACCCUGUUAUUUUGGAAAGACACAAUGGUUAUGAUGUCAAGGUCAUGAGGCAUCCUACGGAUCUGGAUAGCAGCAAAAUCAAACAGGGGAUGUUUGAUGAAAAGUACGUCCUCUCCUCGCGUGUGCGGACUGGUCGCAGCAUCCGUGGGCUGAGUAUGCCCCCGGCCUGCUCCAGAGCCGAACGGAGGGAGGUGGAGAGGGUGGUCACGGAUGCCCUGUCUGGCUUAAAGGGAGAUCUGACUGGCAAAUACUACAAACUCUCCAACAUGACCGACAAAGAGCAGCAGCAGCUGAUCGAUGACCACUUCCUGUUUGACAAACCAGUGUCUCCUUUACUGAUGUCAGCAGGGAUGGCGAGAGAUUGGCCAGAUGCCCGUGGGAUCUGGCACAACAAUGAGAAAACCUUCUUAAUCUGGAUUAAUGAGGAGGAUCACACCCGGGUCAUCUCCAUGGAGAAAGGCGGCAACAUGAAGAGGGUGUUUGAUAGGUUCUGCCGGGGACUCAAGGAGGUGGAGAGGCUGAUUUAUGAGAAGGGAUGGGAGUUCAUGUGGAACGAGAGAUUAGGAUAUAUCCUGACCUGCCCAUCUAACCUGGGCACCGGACUCCGGGCUGGUGUCCACGUCAAGUUGCCUAUGCUCAGCAAGGACCCUCGAUUCAACAAGAUCCUGGAGAACCUACGGCUGCAGAAACGUGGAACCGGAGGAGUGGACACCGCUGCCGUUGGGGGAACCUUCGAUAUCUCCAACCUGGACCGUCUGGGCAAAUCCGAGGUGGAAUUGGUGCAGAUGGUGGUCGAUGGGGUCAACUACUUAGUAGAGUGUGAGAAAAAACUAGAAAGAGGCCAAGAUAUCAAGAUCCCAGCUUCUGUGAUCAAACGCUAGUUUCUCCCAGCUAAAAUCUGUGACUCUAACCGUGUGAUGUACAGUGGAACACUCUGCAUGGUUACACAUUCGCUUUCCAUUGUAUUCAAUGUCUAAAUGAAUAAACAUCUCGACUAUCC
This is a messenger RNA of Callorhinchus milii (elephant shark), 1474 nucleotides long. It is a transcript of the gene ckmt1b, whose product is annotated as creatine kinase, mitochondrial 1B. Gene Ontology annotation, cellular component: mitochondrion. Lineage: Eukaryota; Metazoa; Chordata; Chondrichthyes; Chimaeriformes; Callorhinchidae. The record is from RefSeq and is marked provisional. Gene Ontology annotation, biological process: phosphocreatine biosynthetic process. Gene Ontology annotation, molecular function: creatine kinase activity.